Molecule: messenger RNA, 525 nt
Organism: Alternaria burnsii
Lineage: Eukaryota; Fungi; Ascomycota; Dothideomycetes; Pleosporales; Pleosporaceae
Exons: 3
Coding region: 1-525 (174 amino acids)
Source: RefSeq, a predicted model, not a curated record
AUGGCACCCCUCACUGCAAUCACAUUCCUGUUUGCCAUUAGCGCCGACCUAGUCUACGCCGCACACGCCGGCUUUCAUGUCCAAUUUCCAUGGAUGACUCGCGGACGACCAUCGAUUGAUAGAUACGUUCCUUUUUGUGGGAAGAUAUUGCAUAACCCGCAACGGUACUCCCGCCGAUCCCGCGGUUUCCUCUCGUUUUCAGGCCAUCCUGGGGAUCUUGUGACGGUUCUCUAUACCCGCUAUAGGGUUCCGAGAAAGAGGGAGGACUUCCCCCUCAUCAUUAUGCGAGAUGUACCCAUCCAGCCUUCUGGACAACUAUGUGUGAAUGUCACAAUACCGUUCGAGACAGCUGUUAACGAGAUGGGUGUCAUGUAUUUUGAGGCCAAAGAUCCGAACACGGGCAAUUGGGAACACUAUUGCUCAGACGUCAAGAUGGUCAACAUGAUGGCUCUGCCAGAGGAUCAUCCGGCCAUGUGUGCAGCUAACAAUGAGACGCUUAUCCCUAUGCCAGAUGAGUACCUUUAG